GAUCCUUUGAACUUGGUGACACAUCCUCACUCAACAUACUUUUUCUCAAUUGCUGACUUCCUCUGUGGUUUGCUAGUAUUUUGUUUUUAGCAGAGGAGUAGUUAGAAAACAACACAGGUUUCAUUUCCUCAUUUUCGAGCCUCACUCUUCAUGAGGGCCAGAAAACUCUCUCAAACUGUGAAAGGCUUCAGGGUGAGCAGUGGAUCUCUCUUCCCCCUCUCCAGGGGCCCUCAGAUAGGAUCUUGCACAGAAAGGAGCCAUGAAUCUCUGGCUUUGGUCACUUUACUUCCUUCCAGGUAAGUGCUACGGGGAAGCAACAUUCCUCAGAGUUCUUAUGAGAUUCAACUUGGUCACAGGUAUCGGAGUUGCUCGGCGUCUUCACCUCGGAUGUUUCCAGACAGAUUCUGUUGCAAACCAGUACCUAGGGCAGGGCAAGGAUGGAGGUCCUCCGCCUCUCUGCCAGUGCUCCUUGCUCCAUUCCAGACACUUCUCCUGUUCGAGUCAAGUGUAUCUGGGGCUCUGAAGAUCCUCCCAGCAGUCAAUCUGGAGGGAGAGCUAGGAGGAUCCGUUACCUUCGAGUGUCCACUGCCUAAAACGUACAGCAGGAUCUAUCUGUGCCGGGAGAUGGCUGCGCCUGGAGUGUGUGCCACUGUGGUGUCCAACGGGAACUUCGCCAAGAAAGAAUACAUUGGUCGAGUCUCCCUGAACGUGUGCAGAAAAAAGAAUCUGUUCCUGGUGGAGAUGACAGGGAUGACUGAGGAUGACAGUGGAGUCUAUGCCUGUGGGGUGGGACUAAACACAGACCGGGGCAAGACCCAGCAAAUCACCCUGAGCAUCAGCAAGUAUUAUCCAUUCUGGGAGGAGGAGAUGGCACUUCAGACCCCAGGAUGGUUUCACAGACUUCUAUAUCUGACGGCGGCCUCUACGGCCCCUUGGUUCCAGAUGCCUGAAGAUGCCAUUCCUUCUGAAUUCGUAUUCAAAGUAACACCAGCUCCGAGGACUCAGGCCCCUCCGGCCGACCACCCGUUGCCUGCUACCCCAAUCACCCACCACUCUCCAAUUUCCAGAGCAUCUUCAGUGGCAGCUGGCAAGCCGCCAACACUCCUGCCAGCCACCACAGCCUCAAAGACUUCAGCUCGGGAGGAGGAGGUCAGGCCCCAGCCGGCUGGCUACAACCACCAAACCAGACUGCACAGAGAGAGAGCCUUCAACCAUGGACUGUCUGGUGCUGAAGACCAAGACUUUCACAUCCUGAUCCCAACCAUCCUGGGCCUUAUGCUCCUGGCACUUCUGGGGAUGGUGGUGAAAAGGGCCAUUCAAAGGAGGAAAGUUCUCUCCAGGAGAGUCCGCCGCCUGGCCGUGAGGAUGCGCGCCCUGGAGGCCUCCCAGCGGCCGCGAUUAUCGCAGCGGCCCCGAAUGUCGCAGCGGCCGCGCUCCCAAAACAUCUACAGCGCCUGCCCGCGGCGAGCUCGGGGAGCCGACGCUGCGGGCCCGGAGCAGGCACCUCUCCCAGGCCCGGGAGCAACGGAGCCCUCCGCCCCGCCGCAGGUGUCUGAAGCUCCCUGGUUCCAUGCCCCGUCCCUGAAGACCAGCUGUGAAUAUGUGAGCUGCUACCACCAGCCUCCUGCCAAGACAGAGGAUUAUGAUUCAGAUGACUACAUCAAUGUUCCCCGCCUGGCUCACCUCCCCAGCUAUCCUCCCAGGCCCAGGCCUUUGUGCCAAUGAGUCUCACCUGUCUGCUGAAUUCCAACACCUGUUCCAUCAGUUCUUGGAGUCCCUGUCACCUCUUGGAGUCCCUGUCACCUCUUGGAGCCCCUGUUAUCUCCCACUGCCCACAUCAACACUGGUCCCCAGUCUGUCUGCCACGAGUGUAGCUCUGUCCCCAGCUCCUCUUGCACAGAAGGUCAAGAAGGAGCCCUGGUAUUGCAGUGAUUAAGUGUUCGACUGCUAACCAAAAGGUUGGCAGUUCAAACCCACUGGCCACUCCACAGGAGAAAGAUGUGUCAGUCUGCUUCCUUACAGAUUUAUAG
This is a messenger RNA of Trichechus manatus latirostris (Florida manatee), 2030 nucleotides long. It is a transcript of the gene FCMR, whose product is annotated as Fc mu receptor. The transcript has 8 exons. Gene Ontology annotation, cellular component: plasma membrane. Lineage: Eukaryota; Metazoa; Chordata; Mammalia; Sirenia; Trichechidae. The coding region runs from base 388 to 1725 and encodes 445 amino acids. Gene Ontology annotation, molecular function: transmembrane signaling receptor activity. The record is from RefSeq and is a predicted model, not a curated record.